AUGCAGUCCUUUUACGACGACACGCUCGGGACUGGUUUUCAAAUCCAGCCGUCCGUCAGCCUUACCAUCAAUGAUUUCAAAAUGUGGCUCGAUAUUCUAAGUAACAGUGGUCAAGCCUUUUUCGGAGGUGUGCCCGCUCGCUUGCCGACCUCCGAACCAGGUUCAAACUUUCAUCCCAGUUCCCUCCGACCUCCGAAGCUCAGCCCUUUCAUCACUUCUCACAAAAUUCAACCACCUGCCUUUCAUCUUCAGUAUCUCAACAUGGCUCGAACCAAGCAAACUGCCCGCAAAUCCACCGGAGGAAAGGCUCCCCGAAAGCAACUGGCCACCAAGGCUGCCCGAAAGAGUGCCCCAGCCACUGGAGGAGUCAAGAAGCCUCACCGAUACCGUCCUGGAACUGUCGCCCUCCGAGAGAUUCGCCGCUACCAAAAGUCCACUGACUUGUUGAUUCGCAAGUUGCCCUUCCAACGUCUUGUCCGUGAGAUUGCCCAGGAUUUCAAAUCUGAUUUGCGAUUCCAAGGAUCCGCUGUACUAGCUCUUCAAGAAGCCGCCGAGGCAUACUUGGUUGGACUGUUUGAGGAUACCAAUCUCUGUGCCAUCCACGCGAAGCGUGUCACCAUCAUGCCCAAGGACAUUCAGUUGGCCAGACGAAUCCGCGGAGAACGCUCCUAA
Messenger RNA from Seminavis robusta, 672 nucleotides. Lineage: Eukaryota; Bacillariophyta; Bacillariophyceae; Naviculales; Naviculaceae. The record is from the annotation of a GenBank genome assembly.